GGAGGUGGUAAGACUAGGAAAACAUCCAACCCUUUCCGGGGGUUGGGUCAGCGUGCAUGCUGGGGGAGAAGUGAUUUCAACUCCACAUGUGAACGUUCGUGUGCACUGUAGGCUACCAUAGAUUAAAGACAAGAAUACAGCGAUAUGGCAAAAUCAGGCAAAAUGUCGUCAUCUAGAAAGAAACCUGCAAACAUUGUCAAGGGAGAUGUAAGUGAAAUCAAAGAGGAAGAAAACAAUUUUGAAGGCCUGACUGAUAAUCUAAUGUCAACUGAGGCCACAGAAGAGGUUGUGGCGAGUACUCAGGUCAUCUUGGUAGCUGCCCCCCAAUCAAAGGUUGUCGUUUCCACAGGAGCCGUUGAAGACGAUAUGGCUGAGGUCAAAGAUGCUCCAGUGAAACGAAAAGCAGAAGCAGAUGACGAGACUCUUCCUGUGAAGAAAACAAAGUUAAUUAACAAUGGAUUCUGUCUUUUUGUUGGAAACUUAAACGCAUCCAAGACAAUUGAGGAAAUCAAAAGUGCUUUGGCCAAUUUGUUCACAUCACAUGGCCUGUUGUUUCAGGAUAUUCGAGUGGACAGUAAAAAGAAAUUUGCGUAUGUAGACUUUCAGUCAGAGGAAGACUUGGUGAAAGCACUGGAGAUGAAUGAGGAGCUGAUCCUGGGUCAGAAGAUGAGGCUAGACAAGGCUAAGGUCAAAGAGUCUGCAAAAGAUAAAAAAAUAGCUAAAGAUGCCAGGACCUUGUUUAUAAAGAAUAUCCCAUUUGCAGCAACGAAGGAGGACCUGAUGAAUGUAUUUGACACGGCUGUUGAAAUCAGGUUUCCUGGAGGAAUUGGUAGUCCAAGCAAAGGAAUUGCCUACAUAGAGUUCAAAACUGAGGCCCAUGCGGAAAAAGUGCUGGAGGAGAAGCAGGGGACAGACAUCCAAGGUCGCAUUGUUGUCAUUGACUUUUUGGGAGAAAAGAGCCGAAAUAAAAAAAUCAACAAAGUUCCAGCGGAGAUCCCACCUAACAACAAAUUACUGGUUACCAACUUGGCUUACGCCGCAAAAGAGGAUACCCUGAAGGAGGUCUUCCUCAAAGCAGUCAGUGUCAAUAUACCAAAAAGCAAAGGAAAAUCAAGAGGGCAUGCCGUCAUCCAGUUUGACAGUGUGGAGGACGCCACAGAGGCCCUGGACUCUGCAUUAAACCAAGAGAUCUGCGGAAGAGUCAUCAGAGUCGAGUUCAGCCAGGACAGAUCAACAAAAAAGAGUCACCAAAUUGCCACUGGUCCGUCAAAGACGUUGAUGGUCCAGAACCUGGCCAAGGAGACAAGAGAGGAGACCUUGAGAAGUGCCUUUGAAGGUGCCGUCAAAGCCCGAAUCACCAAGGACAAGGAAACCGGUGAAUCUAGAGGGUUUGGCUUUGUGGAGUUUGAAAGCUCGGAGGUCUGCAGGGACGUGAAGGAGGUCAUGGAGGACCUCGAAAUCGAUGGGAGCAAGGUGACGCUGGUCUUUGCCAAACCCAAGGGUGAACAAGGGCCUGGUGGAGAAGGGGCGGCAUCCAACAAGAGUGUCAGGGGGAAGCCCCGUGGGAGAGGAGGUGCUCGGGGCAGGGGUCAAGCAGGAGGCCUCAGGGGUGGACGAGGCAGAAGUGGCCGCGGGAGGAAACCUUAAGACAUGAAAGAAGUAAAGAAAGGUAGACGACGCAAACUGAUGCUGCCAGUACCGGUGCUGUAGAUACUGUGAUGAGGAAGAUGGAAGACUUCACACUCACAGGCGAUCUGUGUACAUGCAUACCAGUGUCAGGGUUCAUUAUGAACUCCAAUUUGCUGCAUCACACAGAAAGCUGAAUUACAGUUGAAGUGCAAUUCAGAGCACUUCAAACUUAUUCAGCAUUUUUUUUAUUUUAUCAAAAUAUGCAAAGAGUUUCAAAUUUGUUUAUUUGUGACUCAAAAACAUAUUUCAAAAUCUUCCAUGUUUCGUCUGUGUAUGUGGCUGAGUCUACCUUUCAGUUUUGUUGACUUAGUUUUUUUAUGAUGGCCCUGGUGCCUGCCACUGAGCUAUAAUUCAACAUUUGAACAACUUCAAAAGUUUGAGGGGCACCUAACUCCAAUCAAACAUUUAAAAGACUGUUUUUAGUUCAGCUUGUAAAAAUGUUCUACCGCAAUGUUCUUACAGUUGUUUUAGUCUGUUAAUUUACUCUUACCUUUUUAUUUUUCGAUGUGCAAAGGGUACAUGCAAUUAAAAGAUAAGACAUUGUGGA
This is a messenger RNA of Esox lucius (northern pike), 2236 nucleotides long. Its product is annotated as nucleolin. Gene Ontology annotation, molecular function: mRNA binding. The record is from RefSeq and is a predicted model, not a curated record. The coding region runs from base 145 to 1647 and encodes 500 amino acids. The transcript is spliced from 13 exons. Gene Ontology annotation, cellular component: cytosol. NCBI's taxonomy places the organism in Eukaryota, Metazoa, Chordata, Actinopteri, Esociformes, Esocidae.